This is a messenger RNA of Hypomesus transpacificus, 5493 nucleotides long. RefSeq names its product REV1 DNA directed polymerase (gene rev1). The record is from RefSeq and is a predicted model, not a curated record. Gene Ontology annotation, cellular component: nucleus. The coding region runs from base 250 to 4533 and encodes 1427 amino acids. NCBI's taxonomy places the organism in Eukaryota, Metazoa, Chordata, Actinopteri, Osmeriformes, Osmeridae. Gene Ontology annotation, biological process: error-prone translesion synthesis; error-free translesion synthesis. The transcript has 22 exons. Gene Ontology annotation, molecular function: DNA-directed DNA polymerase activity; deoxycytidyl transferase activity; damaged DNA binding.
AGGAGGAGCCGGGGAGUCGCUUGUGGAGUGGAGACGAAAUGGAGAGUACACGGAGGUUGAUCGAAAUUUUAAGGAACCAUGAGAAGAUAGGAACAGUCCAGACUAGAGAACGACAUUUACUCCAAACUCUGCAUAAGGAGUAAUACAUUCAAACUAUCUUUUUUACAAGUCUGGCCAGCGUGGACGUUAUUUUGUCGGCUUGGUUGCACAAACGCAAGUCGUUAAGCAGGAGAAAAGGUAUCACUCAGUAUGAGUCGAGGUGGAUGGGGCAAGAAGAGAGCCAACGAUGACAACGGGUGGGCUAGCAGCGGGGGCUACAUGGCUGCCAAGGUGUCCAAACUGGAGGAGCAGUUCAAGACGGACGCCCCCAGAGGGAAACAAAAGGACGGGGCCUGCUCCGCCAUCUUCAACGGGGUAGCCAUCUACGUCAACGGUUACACAGAUCCCAGUGUGGACGAGCUGCGUCGACUGAUGAUGCUCCACGGGGGGCAGUUCCACCUGUACUACUCCCGCUCCAAGACCACCCACAUCAUCGCCACCAACCUGCCCAACAACAAGAUCCAGGAGCUCAGAGGGGAGAAGGUGGUCCGGCCAGAGUGGAUCACUGACAGCAUCAAGGCCGGCCACCUCCUCUCCUACCUGCAGUACCAGCUCUACGCCAAGCAGAAAGGCCUUAGCUUUCCCAGCGUGUGUGUGCGCCAGCCCCCAGACACGGCAGCUGGACCCAGCCUGGGCCAGCCUCUCCCCAGCCUCCACGGCCCCGUCUCCAGGCAUGAUCAGCCCCAGCCCGGCCUCCUCCCCAACCACGUCCCCCUACACCCAGGAAACUACCAUUCUCUUCUGCACCUUUACCCUCAACCCUACCCUGUUCACAACUCCCCCCUUGCUGAUCUCCUAAACCCCCACUUCUCUCCCAACCUCCCCAGCCCCCAGUCUAACCUCCCCGGCCAGGGGCCCGGCCUCUAUAGCCGUUUCCCCAACCCCGUCCCUGUCCCCUCCGACCCAGACCCACCAUCCCAUCCCCACGGCCCAGGGCAGCCUCUGUCUGGUUGGGUACGCUCACCCCUUCCCCACACCCCCCCCAAGGCCAGCCGUCAUUCGGCCCAUCCCAGCCACGAGCACUCGUCAUCGGACCGCUCUCCCCUGGAACCCAACCUGUCCUCAAGCCACAUCCAGCACAGCUACCACAAACUCAGCUUACGAUUGAACGGAUCACUACAAAGCUCCCACAAUGCUCUGUGGCCCAAGGUGAACGGGGUGCAACAGGGGGCAGACGAGGACCCCCCCUGUCCUGACAGACCCCCCAAGGGGGUGAAGGAACCUCUGCCCCCCCUGACCAACGGACACGUCCACCCUGUAAACGGUGCCUUAAAGCCCCUGGACCUGUCACCCACCCCAGCCCGCCCCCUCUCUCACAAGCCUGCUUCUGAACGGGGCUCGGACCGGUUCCAGCCCCCGGGCACGCGCCCCAGUCCUGGCAGGGGGUCUCCUGGUGUGUCUGUUUUCCCCCGGCCCUCCAGCCCCCCACCGCACCCCCUCGCCAACCCCCCCAUGCAUCCUCACAGCCCCCCCGGACAACCCCCCCCACCUCUUCCUGUAGUUCACCACUCCAGAGGAGGCAACCCCCAACCAGCCAAUGAGCAGAGACUCAAACCCCCACCGCCCACCUAUGAGGAGGCCAUAGCCGCAUCAGAGUCCCGCCCUCGCCAAGCCUGCCAAUCCCAGCCUCAGAACGCCCGUCAAUCAGUGUCAAAUCUCAAUAAGACAAGUCCCGGCCCCUCUCCUGUGCGUAUGAAUGGCUGUCACCACAAUGCCUUCCCCUCUAACCCUGCCCCUCCGGAGGGCCGGGACCAAUCAGUGAAAGCCCCUAGACAGGUGGGCGGGGCGGGAGGCGGGAUCAUCGCAGAGUUCUACUCCCACUCUCGCCUGCACCACAUCUCCACGUGGAGGACGGAGUUCUCGGAGUACGUGAACGCUCUGCAGUGCCGACGCAGAGCAGCAGGGGGAGCCACCUUCCCAGGGAAGGAGCGUCUGAAGAAGAGCUCCGCACACAGGCCAGACACAGCACCUAGUGUCAAGUCCUGUAUUCUCCAUGUGGAUAUGGACUGUUUCUUUGUGUCUGUGGGGAUCAGACACCGGCCAGAUCUUAAAGGGAAGCCUGUGGCGGUCACCAGUAACCGGGGGAGUGGCCAGGUGGCCCAUAGGGCAGGAACUGACCCCCAGCUGGAGCAGAAGUACUACCAAAGGAAAUACACACACCCCCAACCAGGUAGUCUAGAUGAGGACAUGGAGACCAGCCCAGAGCCCAACGGCCCUGUUUCCCAUGGCAACGGGCUGGACCUGGAGCUUUCCAGGGCAGAGAUCGCCUCCUGCAGCUACGAGGCCAGGCAGGCGGGGGUGAAGAAUGGGAUGUAUUUUGGCCAGGCCAAGCAGCUGUGCCCCUCGCUGCAGUCUGUCCCGUAUGACUUCCAGUCCUACAAGGAAGUGGCUCUGGUCAUGUAUGAAACCCUGGCCAGUUACACCCACGACAUCGAGGCCCUGAGCUGUGACGAGGCGCUGGUGGACGCCUCGUCCCUGCUGGCGGAGCUGGGCGUCACCCCAGACGAGCUGGCCAGCGCCGUGAGAGCCGACGUCAGGGACCGCACCGGGUGCUGCGCCUCGGUCGGCAUGGCCUCCAACAUCCUGCUGGCUCGGAUGGCGAUCCGCAAGGCCAAGCCAGACGGGCAGUACUUCCUGCGGUCGGAGGAAGUGGACGACUUCAUCAGGGAGAAAUCUGUCACCAGCCUGCCAGGCGUGGGGCGGUCGAUGGGUGUCAAGCUGGCGUCUCUGGGGGUGAAGACGUGUGGCGACCUGCAGCAGGUGUCCCUGACGCGGCUGCAGAAGGAGUUCGGCCCGCGUACCGGACAGACGCUGUACCGGUUCUGCCGAGGCCUGGACGAGCGGCCGGUACGCAGUGAGAAGGAGAGGAAGUCCGUCUCAGCAGAGAUGAACUACAACAUCCGCUUCACCCAGGUGGAGGAGGCCGAGCUGUUCCUGACCAACCUGUCCAUGGAAGUCGAGCGCCGUCUCCAGGAGGCGGGGCUAAGGGGUCGGAGGGUGACCCUGAAGGUCAUGGUGCGGAGGCCGGGGGCGCCGGUGGAGCCAGCGAAGUACGGUGGUCACGGUAUCUGUGACAACCUGGCCAGGUCAGUGACCAUGGCCCAGCCCACAGACAGCGGUCAGGUAAUAGCCAGUGAAAUCAUCAAGUUGUUCCACACCAUGAAGCUGGAGGUGCAGGAGAUGAGGGGGGUGGGCCUCCAGGUGCAGCUCCUCGAGGGGGCCCACUCUGCAGGCCAGGACCCCGCUGGCUCCAGAACCCGCUCCAUCAAGGACAUGUUCACGGCUCAGAGAGCCCCUGCAGCAAAACCCAACAACACAGAACUCCAUAAUGUUUCAACCGCAGACCCAACCUCCAAUCAGACGACGGCUUCUUCUCCCAGAGCCCCGCCCCCGUGUCCCUCCCCUCCCCGCCUCCCCACUCCCGUUGAGCCGUUCCCAGGGACGAGCAAAGGGGAGCCGCCUCCACAAACCCAAAACCACGCCCACGGCCGCCUCAACCUCAGCAUUGAGGUGCCCUCGCCGUCACAGGUGGACCACUCGGUGCUGGCGGCCCUGCCGGCUGAGCUGAGGGAGCAGGUGGAGGAGUCCUGGACCCACCGAGACAGGAGGGGCCCCCGUGACCAGCCCCCUGCACCCCCACCACCCUCCUCCCCACCCCUGCCUCCCUCCUCUCCCCCCCGCGCCCCUCCUGUUGGCACCCUGGUUCUGCAAAUCCCCAACCAGCCUGGCUCCACGGGUAUUAUCCUGGAGCUGCCAGACUUCUCCCAGGUUGACCCGGACGUGUUUGCCGCCCUCCCCAAAGAGCUCCAGGAAGAGCUCCGCUCAGCAUACAGCCGCAGGGAGAACGCCUCGCCCCAGGGCAUUGUUGUGGAGCAGAGGAACCCUCUGUUGCAGCUGAAACAGACGGGGCCGGCGGGCUCCGUGGGGCGGGUGAAACGCCGCUACAAGAGAAAGAACGCUGGAAGCCCUGCAAAGAAAGGCCACUCCCCUUUGAAGAGGCCCCGCCCAGAAAACAGCCCAGUGAAAGGUCUACCGCACCGGUCUAGGGACCUGCCCAAUGGACAUAAGACAGACAACGCACCCUCCACCUCCUCCCUGAAAGAGGCUGUUCAGGAGCCACUGUCCAAGUUCACCCCCCGCCCCUCCCCUGCCCUGGCAGGGGCCUGCGCCUUCACAGACAUUAGGACCCUCCUCCGAGAGUGGGUCACCUCCAUCUCAGAACCCAUGGAAGAGGACAUUCUGCAGGUGGUCAAGUACUGCACUGACCUCAUAGAAGACAAGGACCUGGAGAAGCUGGACCUGGUCAUCAAAUACAUGAAGAGGUUAAUGCAGCAGUCAGAGGAGUCUGUGUGGGGCAUGGCCUUUGACUUCAUCCUGGACAACGUGCAGGUGGUGGUGCAGCAGACCUACGGCAGCAUGCUGAAGGUCACCUAGGAGAGGAGGGAAGAGGAGGGGGAGCGAAGGAGAAAGCCAGAAAAACCACACCUCCUUCUCGGAUGUCAUUUCCAGAAAUCGAUUAAGCUAAGCGGAGAGAGACACUUAACCUCAACACUUCCACCCCCCCCCCAACUGUUCUCUUCUAGAUCCUCAGUGUGUGUUCUGUUUUUCAUUAGUCCUUCUCUCAAUAUCCACCCUGACAUGUCAGCCUGUCUGCAAACUGUCAUGGCUGCUAAGCGGAGACAAAAACACUACAUCCUGGGUUGUAUUGGCUUUGUUUUGGUUUUUCAAAAAUCUUAACAAUUUUGUACAUUUUCUUUAGCUAAAAAGUGCCAAACAUUGUUGUUAAGGCAUAUAAGUGAAGUUUUCAAAGCUUCAUCUACUUCAAAAGUUUUGUUCAUGAACAAAAGCUUGUUUGUGUAAAGACGAGUUUAUUUGUUUUCUAUUGUUGUAUUUACGGACUGUUUGUUUGCCGAUGUUCGUUAUCAUUUCCUGGAUACGAGACUCAUGGUUGUCAAGCCUAUGGUCAAAGUUCUGUCGAGCCCUUAUCAUGCAAGGUUAGAAGAGAGGGUACAACUUGGUGCGGGAUGAGAAAGCUGGUGAAGUGAUCUCCACAAGCCAGAAAAAGAUUUGUACUUAACCACUGUGUAUAUCAUGGUUGUAUUUGGAGUACUGGUGUAAUGAAUGUAGUUCUAAAGAGAAACAGGACAUCCCCCAUUUUGAGUUUUGUAAACAGGUUUCACUCAUGUGAGCCAUCUAUGUUGUGGUUUCUAACUGUAUUAGCUUGCUUUUCCCCUCACCUCCAAUGUCUCUUGUAAAGGGAAAGUUGAGGGGUGUGGUUUUGGUCAGUCUACAUUUCUAUCACUGCUGACCUGUGCCUGAAGACCUGAAGCUGUGACAUCAUUUGUAUGUUUUCUAAAAACUUGAUAAUAAACUGAACUCUGCUAGAAACAUUUA